Molecule: messenger RNA, 993 nt
Organism: Phytophthora sojae
Lineage: Eukaryota; Oomycota; Peronosporomycetes; Peronosporales; Peronosporaceae
Exons: 5
Coding region: 1-993 (330 amino acids)
Cellular component (GO): nucleus
Molecular function (GO): DNA binding
Source: RefSeq, a predicted model, not a curated record
AUGGCGCGCACCAAGCCACGGCCAGUCGGCAGGCCACGCCUAAAUGGCAAAGGCCGCUACCAGACCAAGCACAUCAAGAAGAGUGUCAGCGUCGCAAAGAAACUCGAGGUGUUGUCCUUCUGGGCAAAUGCGCCGAAGCCCAAGAUGAAACAUACAAUCGCCCAUUUCUGGCACGAUCUGGCCCCCGAGUUCUAUAACUCGAAGCGCACGAUGAUCCAGCGCUGGCGGCGUGAAUCGGCAAAGCUUGAGGCUACUAUGAAAAAUAGCAAAGGUAAACAUUUAAAGGAAGGUGUGCCUGUUUCGCCGCGCAUGCUGGCCCUACAAGCACGGCGGGUUGCAGCUGAAGCGGGCAUCAGGAACUUCCGAUCGUCUGACAAAUGGAUUCAAGGAUUCCGAGGCCGCCAUCGCAUGAGUAUGCGAGUUCCAACUCGUCAAAGCCAAAUCAGCCCCGAGGAUAUUGCCAAGGUUAAAGCGGAGUUUGCAACAGAAGUCGAGAAAAUGGCUCGGCAGCUGGGUAUUACGCGAAUCUACAAUGCAGAUCAGACAGUCUUCAAGAUGAAGCCAUCGAAAAACCCAGCCAUUGUCAAGGAGAACAACGAAAAACGAUGUGGCUUUGGCACGCGAACGUGGCCAGAGAUCAGGAAGCUGAUAGCUGAAACCGGUUUGCAGAUUUACGCCAACGGCAAAGAACCCGUGCUGCUCCUCUGGGAUGACUUCAGCGGCCACUGGACCGCUGAAGUGCUGGCUUACGCUGCAUCUAUUAGGGUGGUGCUGCUGAAGGUGCCUCCCCAUGCUACUUGGGAGAGCCUGAGCUCCGACACCAUCGCGAAUGGAUACAAGAAAUGCGACUUACACCUCAACGAGGAGUGCCUCGCCGCCGCGUCGCUGGUGGCAGAGCUGCAGAACCUAUCGCUAGUAGGGCCAGUGGCCAAGGCGGUCGACCAAACUCAAGACUUCGACCGCAAUGUCAUUCUGGACGAAGUUGUGGUGUAG